GUGUGUCCUGGAGCGGACUCAGACAGCGAGACGUGGACACCGAGAGUCACCGCAGCAAGUAGCACGUGCAGCUUCAUUGAGGGAAAUUCCCUGGAAUCUGAAUAAACACAUUUACCAACACACACAAUCAUGUUUCCGCCUCAGUCAUGAGCGCAUACCUGUCAGCAGGUGGCGGACGGACACGGUCAGCUAUACUGGGCGCGCGAUAGAGGGCACGAGCAGAAAUCAUGGCAGGCGGUGAGAGAGUCGCUCAUCUGAUGCGCCAGCUCGCGAGCGCGGCAUGCAGAUGUCCCGCACAUUCUCAAGCGUAUUCCCACACUUAUAACCAAGUUUCUGCAGGUGAGGCUCAUAUUUGUGAGCGGAAAACAGACUACGCAUUUGAAAUGGCUUGUUCAAAUAUCAGAUUUGGAGCAGGAGUUACCAGAGAAAUUGGCAUGGAUUUGCAGAACAUGGGAGCACGUAAUGUGUGUCUGAUGACAGAUAGAACCCUGUCUCAGCUGCCGCCUGUUGCAGCAGUGCUGGACUCACUGACAAAACAUGGAGUCAAAUAUAAGAUCUUUGAGGACGUGCGAGUAGAACCAACUGACAAAAGCUUUAAAGCAGCGAUUGAGUUUGCCAAAAAAGGACAUUUUGAUGUGUAUGUUGCUGUGGGCGGAGGCUCUGUGAUUGACACCUGUAAAGCAGCCAAUCUCUAUGCAUCUCAUCCAGAGGCAGAAUUUCUAGACUUUGUCAAUGCACCAAUUGGAAAAGGAAAACCCAUCACAGCCACACUGAAGCCACUGAUUGCUGUUCCUACAACAGCUGGAACGGGGAGUGAAACCACAGGAGUGGCGAUCUUUGACUUUGAGGACAUGAAGGCCAAAACUGGUAUUGCAAAUCGAGCCUUAAAGCCUACUUUAGGAAUGGUGGAUCCCCUACAUACUCUUCACAUGCCAUCCAGAGUGGCAGCUAACAGCGGGUUUGAUGUGCUCUGUCAUGCAUUAGAGUCAUUCACUGCAUUGCCGUAUAACCUGAGAAGUCCCUGCCCACCCAAUCCCAUUAAUCGCCCCGCUUACCAGGGCAGCAAUCCAAUCAGUGAUGUUUGGGCGAGACACGCUCUCAAGAUCGUUGCCAAAUACUUGAAACGGGCGGUGUGUGAUGCGGGAGAUGUGGAGGCUCGCUCCAGCAUGCACCUGGCCAGUGUGUUUGCAGGAAUUGGCUUUGGCAAUGCAGGAGUCCAUUUAUGUCAUGGAAUGUCAUAUCCUAUUGCCGGGAAUGUCAAAACUCACAGGGCUAAAGGCUACAAUGUAGAACAUCCUAUAGUGCCUCAUGGACUCUCUGUAGUUCUUACUUCACCCGCUGUUUUUACUUUUACUGCAAACAUGUGUCCUGAGCGCCACCUGGAGGCAGCACAAAUACUAGGUACUGAUGUGAGGAACGUCAAGAAAGAGGAUGCUGGCCGUGUGUUGGCGGACACUCUCAGAUCGUUUCUGUAUGACCUGGAAGUGGAGGAUGGCUUGUCUGCAAUUGGCUACACCAAAGAGGACAUACCAUCUUUGGUGAAGGGCACCAUCCCUCAGGAGAGGGUAACUAAACUGUCUCCUCGAGCUCACACUGAAGAAGAUCUGACCACUCUAUUUGCUGCGUCCAUGAAGCUCUACUGAGCUCUUAAAGGACAUUUUAACAUGGUUGGUGUUCGCAGAAGUUCACAGCCUCAGAUUAGCUGUGCUGAUUUCAUUAUGUAAGAAGAGACACUGAUCUGAACACACAUUGACCUCACUGGACUUUAAUCCUUUCACACUGAUGUCACAGACUUAAGACUAUAACACACUCACAAUCAGAUACUCUAUUCUGUACACCAUUCUAAAUAUGACACAUAUGUUUGUGUUUCAUGUGUCAUCAACAUAACACAAUCAUCAUAGUAAUCAUAUUUAAACCAACCUGUAUACACACACAGUACGGAUGCUCUCCAUUCACUGUAACUCUUAGGCUGAUUUGUUAAUCAGAGUGAUUUAGGCAGGUUGGAUUUAAAUGACUCUAAUCUAAGAAUUAGGAUUAGACUUUUAAUUGCAUUUGUUUUUUUGGUCGAGUUGUUUUUUUGUUAUUGUUUUCCCUGAAUGGCUAUGCAGCAAAUCAGAAAGACUGAUUAAUGAAUUCAUUCAUGCUGUCUUGAAAUGUUCAUCUGAAUUGAGGAGCCCUUAUAUGAUUUUGAAUAUGAUAGAAAUAUCAAUACAUGCAAUAAAAUGCAAAUGCCAUAAUACUU
Megalobrama amblycephala (Wuchang bream) is the source of this 2242-nucleotide messenger RNA. It is a transcript of the gene adhfe1, whose product is annotated as alcohol dehydrogenase iron containing 1. The coding region runs from base 228 to 1643 and encodes 471 amino acids. Gene Ontology annotation, cellular component: mitochondrion. Lineage: Eukaryota; Metazoa; Chordata; Actinopteri; Cypriniformes; Xenocyprididae. The transcript is spliced from 15 exons. The record is from RefSeq and is a predicted model, not a curated record. Gene Ontology annotation, molecular function: metal ion binding; alcohol dehydrogenase (NAD+) activity.